AAUCGCUCACAAGACGCUGAUAUAUUAGACGCCGAUGUAUUAUCUACUGUCACUUUUUUAUAAUACAAGGCAUAGGGUAAAAUUUUCUGACAAUGGCAAUUUUGCAAUUUAUUUACUUGAUCUUCAUUGCAUGUUUUUGCAUCGGUGAGACCGCGGUCGUUGGUGAGUCAACCAGGGACAUUUCACAGCGGACCUCACAGACAAAAGACAUCUGCUCAGACUGCAGCCAGAUCGUUGAGCUGUUCACAGACAUGAUCUCCAACACAAACAUACAGGAUCGGAUCCAAAACACUCUGGAUGCCCUGUGUCAUCGUCUGCCUGGAGUGGAGGCUGAAAGCCGCUGUAUAUACCAGGUGCAGAUGUUCCUGCCUGAAGCACACCAGUACCUCACUGGCAUACUGAAGCCGGUAGAGACAUGUAUGGUUCUGGGCCUGUGUGCUGUUCACCCCGAGAGAAGUGUCCCUGAACAACUUCCUCCCACUUUCACUGACAUGGAUCUGUCCAAAAAUAUACUCAACUCAGGCACCAGUUCAAAGGUGCAGGGCGGCCCAACGUGUACGUUCUGUGUUUAUAUCCUUAAGAAACUAGAGAGCAUGUUGCCUACAGAGAGGACUGAGGAAACUAUUGUGAAGUUAAUGGGUGAGGUGUGUGGCCUCCUGCCUGCCAGCUACACAGAUCAGUGCAACGACUUCAUCAACAAGUACGGAAAAGAGAUUGUGGAAUUCCUGUUGUCUUCAGCUGCCCCACACUCAAUCUGUGUUCUGCUGCACCUGUGUCUGUUCCAGGAAAUCCCCAGCACGGAGAGCUCCCUCCCUUCAGACUGCGAUUCCUGCCGUACGCUAGCCGUCCUAAGCCGGCUCCAUCUGGGUCUCAAUGCCACUGAACCUCAGACCUCCACUUUCCUCCAGUCUGUCUGCCAGAUGCACCCAAACGCCGUCCCCAAGUGUAAAACAUUCACCACAUUUUAUGGCCCAAGACUGCGCAAGGUUUUGGGACGCCAAAUGGAAGCUCCCAAUGCAUGUGAGAAAGCUGAUGUGUGUGUUGCUGUGAAAGAGCAGCCUCUACUGGGGAAGAACCAUUGCACCUGGGGACCCAGUUAUGUCUGCAGGGACAUGAAAACCACUCAGGAGUGUGGCAUGGUAGACAUCUGCCAGAAGUUCAUGUGGAACUAGGGCCGAGAACCACACCCAAACAAAUCUACAGAUGACGAGAAUGGUUGAUCUGCAUUGAUAAAUAUGAGUUACAAUUGCACUUGUUACCGAUUGCACUAUUGCCUUUUUUUUUUUCACUGUUGAAAUGACAUGUCAUUUAACUGAUAUACACUGAAGUAAUGUUUCUGUAUGUUUAAUUCCUAGUUUUCGCUGAAGGUCAAUGUAGCACUUGAGAUUAUGAUUUGAUGUCAGGUUGGAUCUACACUGUAUACUGUUAUCAGUACAAAUACUGAAAAUUGUUGACUAAAUAAAGUGGACCCAUUAAGCAUAGCCACACGUAUAACAUUAAAAAAACAGUGGUUCUAAUUAGCUGAAAUAUGUGGUAUAAGAAAUGAGAAAUAAGUGGCUGUAUGUUAUAUCCAGGUAUUUAUAUUCUUGCCUAUUAUUGCUUACAAAUUGUGCUGAAGAAAUGUAUUUGCCUGCUUUCUUUCCAUUUUAUUUUGUAUUUCAUUUCAAUGAAAGUUUAUCGUAAUCCAAAACUGAAUUAAAAAGAAUCAAUUAAAAUCUGCAGCCCUCCGCUUAAA
Molecule: messenger RNA, 1735 nt
Organism: Esox lucius (northern pike)
Lineage: Eukaryota; Metazoa; Chordata; Actinopteri; Esociformes; Esocidae
Gene: sftpbb
Product: surfactant protein Bb
Exons: 11
Coding region: 93-1172 (359 amino acids)
Biological process (GO): sphingolipid metabolic process
Cellular component (GO): lysosome
Source: RefSeq, a predicted model, not a curated record